AUGUCCACUCACGAGAUUGAUACAAUUCUCAGCACACUCAGUAUCGAAUCAGACGAUUCUUUAAAACCAUUUUUCCAGGAUUUUGAGAAAUUUUAUGAACAAAAAUUAUGGUACCAAUUGACAAAUAGACUAAAAGAAUUUUAUCUAGAUGAUAACUCUACAAGUCUAAGAUUGAGAAUCUAUGACACUUUCAUAUUGAAAUUUUUCGACAGAAUUAAUCAAUUCGACGUGGUAGAGUUCUUACUCCUAUCAAUCAAGAAUUAUACCGACCAUCAAGAAUCUAUCAAUUAUUUGAACCAAUUGAAAUCUUCUUUCAUGGAAUUAGACUCUAAGAAACAGAGAAAUGAUGGUUUGGAAGAUCAUAGUAACGGAUGUCUCCUCAUCGAUUUGGAAAUUGCAAGAUUGUACCUUUUCCAAAAUGAAAUUAUCAAAUCAAGAGAUAUCCUUGAUAAUGUUGAAUCCAAUUACUUAAAUAAAAUGGACACUUUACCUUUGAAAGUCAUAAAUGCAUUCUAUUCUGUAAAUUCACAUUUUUUCAAGUUGAAAAACGAUUUCAAUAACUAUUAUUAUACAUGUCUAUUGUAUCUAUCAACAUUAGAUGACGAUACAAAGAGGACAGUUACACCUUUGGAUUUACAGAAUUUGGCUUACGAUUUGAGUAUCUCUGCAUUACUUGGUGACAAGAUUUAUAACUUCGGUGAAUUAUUACAUCAUCCAAUAAUGUCAAAUAUUUCAAAUAAUUCGAAUUUUGAAUGGCUUUUCAAAUUAUUAAAUAUCUUAACAAAUGGUGACUUCCAAAAUUUUGAAAACCUAAUUAAUUCAAAUGUAUUAUCAAAUAUACCAGUCUUAUCCAGUCAUGAAAACUUCCUCAGACAAAAAAUUUGUCUAAUGACUUUAAUUGAAAGUGUAUUCUCCAAGAAUAUUAGAACCCUUACAUUCGAUGAUAUCUCAAAAUCCACUCAUUUAUCUAAAAAUGAUGUAGAACAUCUAGUGAUGAGAUCAAUUAGUUUGGGUCUAUUAAAAGGUUCUACAGAUCAAGUUAAUGAAAUCGUAAGUAUUACUUGGGUGCAACCAAGAAUCAUCAAUUUCGAUCAAAUUGCUAAGAUGAACAAUAGACUAAUUGAUUGGAAUGAACAAGUCACAAAAUUAGGUGAACAAAUUGAAUCUCAUGGUAAAUCAAUCUGGGUUUAA
This is a messenger RNA of Kazachstania africana CBS 2517, 1191 nucleotides long. RefSeq names its product proteasome regulatory particle lid subunit RPN9 (gene RPN9). The coding region runs from base 1 to 1191 and encodes 396 amino acids. NCBI's taxonomy places the organism in Eukaryota, Fungi, Ascomycota, Saccharomycetes, Saccharomycetales, Saccharomycetaceae. The record is from RefSeq and is a predicted model, not a curated record. The transcript has a single exon. Gene Ontology annotation, cellular component: nucleus; proteasome regulatory particle, lid subcomplex; cytosol. Gene Ontology annotation, molecular function: structural molecule activity. Gene Ontology annotation, biological process: ubiquitin-dependent protein catabolic process.